CUUGACGGCGGGGGCGUCGCGAAAGGCCCGUGAAGGACGGCGGCGGGCCCGUGAGGGGGGGCGGCGGUGUCGGCGGCGCGACAGCGGCCGUGUCGCGACAGGAGCGCAGCCAUGCCGUUCUGGGGCCUGCAGAAGCAGCUGGGCAUCGAUGUGGACAGCUUCCUGCUGCGGCAGAGCAUGCCGCAGCCGCACGGCCAGGCCGCGGUCUGCCACGCCUUCGAGCGCGAGUGGGUGGAGUGCGGGCACGGGCUGGGCCAGACCCGCGCCCGGCGCGAGUGUCAGCUCGAGUACGAGGAUUUCAUGGAGUGCAUGAAGCGCACCAAGCUGGCUCAGCGGCUCCGGACCAUCCUGGAGCAGCGGGACCGGAUGAUCAAGCAGGGGAAAUACACACCCCCCGAGCAUCACAUGGGCAAGGAGGAGCCCAGGCCCUGAUUGCCUCUGGAGUUCCUCUGGGAAGAAAAAAAUUCCUCUUGGAAGAAAAAUUCCUCUUGGAAGAAAAAUUCCUCUUGGAAGAAAAGCCCCAGAGCACGGGGCAGGGGCCCUGCUGUGGCUGGAGGGGAGCAGCCUGAGGCUGGGCAUUGCUGGGGCAGUAAAUAUCCCUUUGGAAUGUCUCCUUGCCUCUGUCUUGUCUGUUUUUUGUGGGUAAAACACCUCAUUUCCACACAGAUUCAGAGAGGAAGUGGAUGGAUUGGGGAUCUCGUGGCUUCUCAAUGUGUGGGAGGCAGAUUUCCUCACUGGGGCUGUGAAAUCCCAUAUUCCAGCAGGAUCCAUGGAGGCCCUGGCACAGCCCAGGGGGUUUGUUCCUCCCAAGGAGAGUUUUUCCUUCCAUUCCCUCAGUUUUGGAGCAGCACUAAAGGAGAAAAGUCCCUGGAAGUGGAGAGUGCCCAGCUCUGUGCUUUAAUCCACGUUUUUAAGACUGCUGGAUCUUUGCUGGGAGAUCCCUGAUCCCAAAUCCCUCUGCUGGGAUGGCAAAGGCUGAGCCCAGCGUGACCUCUGGGGGCAGGGAAGUGACACAAGGGACAUUUCAGGGGGGACAUUCCAGACCCCUGCUUCAUGCUGGGCACGACAGGAGUCCCACGGAUCCCUGACUCCUGGGAUUGCUGAGCCCUUGGGUGACACCUGGGUGCUGCUCUGGGGGGCUCUGAGCCACCCCAGGGUGUCCAGGGCAGGGAUCUGAGCCAGGAGAGCUCUGUUAUUUCCCCCUGGAACAAAGUGCACUGCAAAAAGCCCUUCCCUGCAUUUCACAGGGGCCAUCCCAGCAGGGUUUGAGCUCUCCCUGGGAUUUCUGCUCCCCCCACAGCAGCCCUGCCCGAGGUUUGUCCCUUCCCCCAGGCCCAGAUGGAUUCCUGUGCUCUGCCUGAGUCACAGCCACCAUUCUCCCUGGACUGGAGAGCUCCAGAUUCCCACUCUGGGCUCAAAUCGUCACAUCCCUGUCCCAGGACUGGCUCCUCUUUGUUUGGCACUGCUGAUCACACUCUGCCAUUUGUGUUCCCUCUAAUGUACAUAAUUUCUCUGGAAAUAAUGUCCUUUUAAAAUAUUUUUUUUCAUGAAUGUUUAUCUUUUUCUCCUGUUUCCUGCCCAAAGCAGGAAUAAAUGACCCAAGACCCCAUCCUGGCUGGAUCCUGGCUAAUUCCUGGCUGUCC
Camarhynchus parvulus is the source of this 1643-nucleotide messenger RNA. It is a transcript of the gene NDUFS5, whose product is annotated as NADH:ubiquinone oxidoreductase subunit S5. The transcript is spliced from 2 exons. The coding region runs from base 112 to 432 and encodes 106 amino acids. The record is from RefSeq and is a predicted model, not a curated record. Gene Ontology annotation, biological process: mitochondrial respiratory chain complex I assembly. Lineage: Eukaryota; Metazoa; Chordata; Aves; Passeriformes; Thraupidae.